Messenger RNA from Tetrapisispora phaffii CBS 4417, 882 nucleotides. RefSeq names its product Sld7p (gene SLD7). The record is from RefSeq and is a predicted model, not a curated record. Bases 1 to 882 code for a protein of 293 amino acids. The transcript has a single exon. NCBI's taxonomy places the organism in Eukaryota, Fungi, Ascomycota, Saccharomycetes, Saccharomycetales, Saccharomycetaceae.
AUGUUCAACAAGUUAGCAGUUUUAAAAUUAGAUUUAGGUCAUCGCCAUAAUGAUAUAACACUUCGGGAUAUUCAAUUGUGGAAUAAAAGUAACUUGGAGCAACAACAUGUAGAUAAGAAAUCUCAGGCUAAGGUUAUUACAAUGAAUGCAAAAUUUUUAACAUACGUCGACAUCAGUUGCCUUCCUAUAUGGCUAAUCAAUGAUAGCAAUAGUUCACAUGACAGUGAAUUAUAUUGUUUUACUACUAGUAACACUUCAUUGUCAUUUUUUAAGUCAAAACUUAAGUAUAACAACCGAGGAAUUGUAAUAGAAAUUAGUAAAGAUAAAAAUAAUAGGAAUCUUUCAAGUAGAGACAAUACAAAUCCCUUGAUCUUUUCAGAUCAUAUUGUCUUUUAUCAGGCAAAUAAUUUCAUUCAAUAUUUUUAUCUGAAUAUUGAUCGCAAAACUGAAAUUGAAUAUAAAAUAAAUAAAUUGGAAAAAUUGAAGUCAGAUACUGAACUUGUAAUUAAUACGGUAACAAAAUUAGAUGAAUAUUCUAAGUUAAACGAAGACCCUCGAAACAAGAUAGAUAAAAUUCUUAAGAAAUCUUACGAACAAAAUAGGAUGAACACAAAUAAAGUCAUGCGGAGUCUUCAGAUAAGUGACAAAAGAUUACAAUUCAAUGAUACUCUCUCCAAAGUUAUACUAGGUGGAUUAAGACUGAGAGGGAUACCUAAUACUCAAAUUGGAUUUCAAAAACUAUACAAAAUUACAUUUGAAGCUUCUGAAUUUGCAUUAAGAGAUGAACUUACUCAAUUAUUGCAUAAUAAAAUUCAAGAAAUAUCAUUCGAGAAACUACAAGAAACAGUUGAGGUUCUGUUAAACCUCUUCUUGAAAUCUUAG